AUGAGAAUCACGUACGCCACUACGCUCUCGCUCGCCCUCGGGUGGACGAACGUCGCCGCCCGGCCAGUCUCUGAGCAGCAAAACGCGGCAACUUCAAGCAUCGCCGCCGGGGGCAACCAAACGGCGGCGGUGGAAUCACAUCCCCUGGAAGCCGACAGCCAGGCUCUGAACGCGUUUCUCGGAGACGACGUGAACUCCAUCAACAACGUCAACCCGGACCCAAAGGACCGGAUCUACCCCAAGCGCUCCGAUAAGGACGCGCCGUACUCCCUUUCGGAGCAGGAGCUCAGGAGCAAGAUCUUCAUCCCCAAGACCUUCUCCGCGUCGUCCAAGAAGCAGCCCGUGAUCCUCGUUCCCGGCACGGCCGCCAUGGCCGGCUCGACGUACCGCGCGAACCUCGGGCCCCUCCUGGCGAAAUCCGACUUCGCCGACCCGCUGUGGGUCAACAUCCCCGGCGCGUCCCUCGGCGACGCCCAGGGGAACGCCGAGUACGUCGCCUACGCCAUCAACUACGUCCGCAGCGCGACGGGCAAGAAGCCCGCCGUGGUCGCCUGGAGCCAGGGCAACCUGAACACGCAGUGGGCGCUCAAGUACUGGCCGAGCACGCGGGAGGCCGUCACGGAUCUCGUGGCCAUGAGCCCGGACUUCCACGGCACGACGGAGGCGUUCCUCGCCUGCGGGACCGCCGCCGCCGCCGCCAUCGGGUGCACGCCGAGCGUGUACCAGCAGGCGUACGACGCGCAGUUUGUGCGCACCCUCCGCGCGAACGGGGGCGAUAGCGCCUAUGUGCCGACGACGUCGAUAUUCAGCGCGACGGACGAGAUCGUGCAGCCGCAGUCCGGGCCGGGCGCCUCGGCCUUCCUCAAGGACGGCAAGGACGGCGCCGUGGCGUCCAACGUCGAGGUGCAGAAGGCGUGCCCCGGCACGCCGGCGGGCGGCGCGGUGACGCACGAGGGCAUGCUGUACAACGCGCUGGCGUUCGCGCUGCUGCGGGACGCCCUUGUGAACGAGGGGCCGGGCCGGCUGGAGAGGGUCGACAGGAAGACGGUGUGCGCGGACCCGGCGGCGGGGAAGCUGGACGCGCUGGAGAUCCAGGCGACCGAGGCCGUGCUGGCGGACGCGGCGAGGAACGUGCUGGUGUACCCCAACAAGGUGAACCGCGAGCCGGCCAUCAAGGACUAUGCAAGGCAGUAG
Molecule: messenger RNA, 1194 nt
Organism: Colletotrichum destructivum
Lineage: Eukaryota; Fungi; Ascomycota; Sordariomycetes; Glomerellales; Glomerellaceae
Product: Putative alpha/Beta hydrolase
Exons: 2
Coding region: 1-1194 (397 amino acids)
Source: RefSeq, a predicted model, not a curated record